AUGCCCUUCGAGCGCAUUCCCCACGUCCCCGCGCUCCCGGCCCACGCUCCCGCCGCGCACGUACGCGAUCUGCGCACCAGGUCCAGCGCCUCGACGUGGUCCGCACCCGCGGUCCCGACGUGCCCGCUACGUCUGGCGCGCGCCCAUACACGCGCCCGACGCGGUGAACCCGUCGCCGCGGCUUGUUCUGCCACACUCCGCAUGCCACCAGCCCGCGCUCCGACGCGACCAACGCGGCCGAUCCGGCGUAUCCCGGAGCUUGGUCUUUCCUCCGCCGAGCCGCGCCGCGCCGCGCCGCCGCAGCCUCUGCGCCACCGCGCAGGACCAUCUUGGUACGAUUCUUCGACGACUCACGAAUCGGUCGGGACGGCGGCCGCACCACCCCGGGCUGCUGCGGACGUUGACCCCGCCGUACUCGUGCAAGCGUGGCUGAUGCUCAUCGGCCUCAUUCUCCUGGCCGUCGCCGUGUGGCACUACACCCGGCCGAGGAGAACCGUGGUCAAGCUCCAGGUUGCGUUGCUGGGCUUGGCAAAGCCGUUUCAGAAGGAACUGAACGAGAUUGCUGAGAAGGUGGAGGCUUCUAACCAGCGUUGGUAUAAGUUCAUAUUGACAGAGACCAUAUGCGCCUUGAACCGUCACAAUGAUUGCUGCGUCUCUUCAAGCUUAUCAGCUGAUGUCAAAGUUGGAGCUGAUUCUUGGGAGGGGCAUUUCGAUAAAAUUUCUCUGGAGGAGAGGAGCAAAUUUGAUGAAGAAACACUUUACAACUUGGACGGAAUCAAGAGGAAGAAAGAGUACUCCAAGAAACCAGAUGGCUUCAGCAACGAAUAUAUAGUGGUAACCAUCCUAGUGGCUGCUGAUGGAGCACUGAAGUUCGCAGAAAUCAAAACACCUGCUGAUCUGGUAGCCGUACUGGAAAAACUUAAUUCUAUACCUACAAGAGAAAUCCGGGGUGUUAAUGUUUUAUGGACUCCUCAAGAAGAGAACGACAUUCUUUCCGAAGAGAGGCUUCUUGCGGAUUAUCCUAAUCUGAAGCCCCUGAGUGAUUACUAGGAUGACAUACCUCUGAUGUUCCUAGAUAAGCCCUGGUCAUUUUUUAGGUGCUAUCUCUAUAAGUAAAAUCAUCUAGAGUAUAUACUGGAAGUGUCCAAUCGCGGCAAUUAUGAUGAGGGCUAAAUUCCAGUUUUGAUUUGGCACUGAGUAUCUUUGUCAUUUCUUAGCUUAGGAUAUGAGGCUCGUAUUAGACGCUAGUCAUGGAUAAACUUGCAAAAAAGACUAGUUCAAAUU
Triticum dicoccoides is the source of this 1284-nucleotide messenger RNA. RefSeq lists its product as uncharacterized. The record is from RefSeq and is a predicted model, not a curated record. Bases 1 to 1050 code for a protein of 349 amino acids. NCBI's taxonomy places the organism in Eukaryota, Viridiplantae, Streptophyta, Magnoliopsida, Poales, Poaceae. Gene Ontology annotation, cellular component: chloroplast. The transcript is spliced from 7 exons.